Cooperia oncophora is the source of this 648-nucleotide messenger RNA. The record is from the annotation of a GenBank genome assembly. NCBI's taxonomy places the organism in Eukaryota, Metazoa, Nematoda, Chromadorea, Rhabditida, Trichostrongylidae.
CUGGUAGAGAGUUACUUUUCAGAUACUGCACUUGAUAUAAUACUUGCAGGCCCCACCAGAAGGCACCGCGUUACCGUGCCGGCUGAGGCCGACGUUCAGCACGUUGUUGGUGGCCAGUUCAGCAGCGGCGGCCGCUGCUGCUUAACAGCAACAACUGGCAGCUUUGCUACAAUCGGCACUUUUCAACAAGCUCAACUCGCUCAAUUGCUCCCGUCAGAGAGAACAUCUGCUGAUCCAGUUCCGUCAGAUGUCGUCCAGCAUGAGCCAUCCAUGAGAACAGCAGCACUCCACUGUCGUAGAACCCUUUGUGCGUUUUAUGAGCAGAGGAAGUCGUCGUUUAAUGGAAUGAUUCACACCAAGACCAUAUCCAUUGUUUUCUGUGUUUUCAGUGGCAAACGUGUGUACGAAGCGUUCAGCGUCGGCGCAGUUCGGGUCGACGUCCGCCUUCCUAUCCACUAUCCACUCCUAGCCUCAAUUCCCAAGAUUUUCGUGCACUCUCAUAAACACGACCCUCUACCACCUCCCGCGAGACGCACCCGUGGUGGCGAUAGGCUUGUGAACAUGCGGACGCUGCACGAUUUGCUCGAUAGCUCGAUGGUUAUGAAUUUGGCACUGAUCCACUGUCCCGCGACCACGUCUAUCGCCUGA